Molecule: messenger RNA, 1233 nt
Organism: Acaulospora colombiana
Lineage: Eukaryota; Fungi; Glomeromycota; Glomeromycetes; Diversisporales; Acaulosporaceae
Source: the annotation of a GenBank genome assembly
AUGAGCGGAAUUACUGACGCAGAAAGGCAAAACUACUAUCAAGUCUUCACUUCACUAGGCCCGUCGCACACUGGUCACUUAUCAGGUGCGCAGGCGAUGAGUUGGCUUCUAAGUUCGAAGCUUCCAGUUCCUUUGCUUGAAAGAAUAUGGGAUAUUUGUGACAUUGAUAAAGACGGUCAACUCGAUUUUGACGAAUUCUUGGUUACCUCCAAGUUGGUGAGUGAUCUGUUGGCUAGGGUGUACACCGAUGUCCCUUCAUCUCUACCACCACAUUUGAUUCCCCCCAGCAAGGUUCACCUGCUCGCUGCCAGCGGUUUCGGUGGCAAUAGUUCAACUUUGGGCAUUGUUGGUCAUGGGAUGUAUUCACGGUCCAUAAGCCCAAAUCCACAGACGAUAAAUCCAAUCCCGCAAUCAAUUAGUCCUAUUCCCCAGACCAACAUUGGACCGAUUCAAUCAGGAAUGUCGAAUAUAGUUCCCUCCUAUCAACUUUCACAGAAUUUACCGCAGAUCACAUCCGUCCCGUCGUUAUCGUCGCAAUCAAGCUACGGUAGUUUCCCUGCAGCACCACUUUCGGAUGAUUUCGAUUGGUACAUGCCGCCGGCAGAUAAGUUCAAUUACGAAAACGAGUAUUCCAAGAAAGCUGGUCUCCAUGGAUACGUUCGAUGUGAGUCCUUCGAGAAGACGUGGUAUUCGGGACGGAAUCUCACCGAUGUGAACUUCGAGCAGCAACUAGGCAAGGACCAGUGUCUAGUAUUUUUGCACGUAUUAAAUCAAAGAAGUAAAGGCAAACGUAUACCCGAUAGUGUUCCUAGCGCGUUAAAAACUUCUCUGGUGAGGGGUAGACUUAAUUACAAUUACAAUGAGACGGUCGAUCCAUCGUGGAAGUCAAAGUCGUCUGACAGUGAUUCGCAAAGUUCGAUAGGUGGAACUUACGGUAGUUCCGCAGAGGAUGCAUCGUUGUCUUCGAGUUCCGGGGAUUCGGGUGUUGCAUCGGAAUUUAAACAACUAUGUGAAUACAAACAGAGGCAACUUACUGAGGAGCAAGAUAAAGAACAGUUGAAUAGGAUGUUGGAGGAAUACAUUCGCAAAGAGAGACUCGCAAUACGAGAAUUGCAGGAUGGCUUACAAUCUCUAAAAAGUCUGAUUUCGACUAUUGAAAAUAAUUCGGAAUCAAGAGAAGCAGAUUACAGAAGGCUUCAAAGGGAUAUCGAGGAUGCAAGGCUGGGUCGGUGA